This is a messenger RNA of Canis lupus familiaris (dog), 1883 nucleotides long. It is a transcript of the gene PROK2, whose product is annotated as prokineticin 2. The transcript has 3 exons. NCBI's taxonomy places the organism in Eukaryota, Metazoa, Chordata, Mammalia, Carnivora, Canidae. Bases 35 to 361 code for a protein of 108 amino acids. The record is from RefSeq and is a predicted model, not a curated record.
CGCCCCGCAACCGCCGCGCCGUCCCGAGGGCGCCAUGAGGGGCCCGCGCUGCGCCCCGCUGCUCCUGCUGCUGCUGCUGCCGCCGCUGCUGCUCACGCCCCCCGCCGGGGACGCCGCCGUCAUCACAGGGGCCUGCGACAAGGACCCCCAGUGUGGUGGAGGCAUGUGCUGUGCUGUUAGUAUCUGGGUUAAGAGCAUAAGGAUUUGCACACCUAUGGGCAAAGUGGGAGACAGCUGCCAUCCGCUGACUCGUAAAGUUCCAUUUUUUGGGCGGAGAAUGCAUCACACAUGUCCAUGUAUGCCGGGCUUAGCCUGUUUACGGACUUCAUUUAAUCGAUUUAUUUGUUUAGCCCGAAAGUAAUCACUUGAGAGCAGAAACUUUAAAUGUGAACAGCCACAUGAUGUCUCUAAAGUCUAUUUACUUGUGAUUGUGCCAAACAAAUAAUAUGCCAGAAAGAAAUGCUGUUGCUUCCUCAACUAUCCAAGUAACAUUUCUAUCUUUGAUGUUUAAAUGAUGUUUUUUUUUUUUAUUGAAAGAGGAUUUUAAUUUUGGAUACAAAUGUAAAGUGCAAGGCAUUAUGGAACCAGUUCUCAUUUCCCUGUUUAUGUUUUGGUUUGGCUUGGCUCUUUAGAUGCCAAAAACUCACCCAUUUUCACAGAAAUGAGGAGAGUAAGAAUUUGAUCUUUUGUUACAGAAACGUUUUUUUCUUAAAUUCCCUUUCCCCAGCCCUGCCCAUCACACACACACACACACACACACACACGUACGCACACAGACACACACACCCUCAGGUCUCUUUUCUCUCCUCAAAGAAUUUUAAGGCUCUCACGUUAUUCUUCACCAUUUCCCUCACCAGCCCUCUAGCAUUUUAAAGUGGGGAACAGGGUCAUUCCAUAUUCUCUAACUUGCUGGCAGAGUCAGUGUUAAGAAUCAAGCUUUUUGCCUAAUACUUAAACAGUGAAGGAUGUGUAGUUGAACUAGACACUCCAGACUUCUCUAGACAGAGUAGAGGUUGGGGUGCUUCCAAGCUUUCAUGGACCUAUUCAUGCAACAUGACUUCAGGUCAGCUGUGUGGCAGGUGUGAGUAAGUCCAGAGGGAAAUGGAAAGUCAAUUUAGUCCCUAUUUCUAGAUUUGGGUUGUUUUUUUUUUAAGGUUCUCCAAUACAACAUUACAUUUAUUUCUCUUUUUAUGAAGUUUACUUUUUUUAAGUCUCACAGUUAGAGAUGUUCCAGAAAAUGUCACUUGAAGAGGGAUUGAUUUUAAUCUGGCAUACCACUUGUUACCAUUUUAAAAUCGGUAUGAAGUUGUAAUUUAAACUCCCAUUUGUAACCAGAAGUUCUCUUAUAAUGGAUUACCUGACAUCCUGCCAUGUGUACCUAUAUCAAUAUUGCUGUGUAAAAAUUCUGUAUCAGAAUAAUGACAGUAUUGUAUAUCAUUUGAUUUAUUUUAAUAUUAUAUCCUUAUUUUUGUCACAGUUGUCAGUUUUUAUUACAAGCAGAUUUCUAUUAGCUCACGUUCUGAAAUGGGUAACGCCCCCAAAGUUGGUAAAAUAGCACUUAACAGUAUGUUCUUGUGUUCACUUUACAUACAGGAAAGUUCUGUUUGCAUGAAUUUUAAGGUAGUACAAAAAAAAACAAUGUGUAAAUCAGUGAGGUUUUGGAACACGAAGGAAAAUUGUGAUGUGCAAAACUGGUUGUAAUCAGGAAUGGACUCCUGGGAUUUCACUGUAUUGAUUCAGCAAGUAGUGAUAAAGCGUUUCUCACAAGCAGUUAGGCAGGAUGCUAGGUGCUAGCCAUACGGUGAUGCCUGGCCUGGCCCUGAGAAACCCACCAAGUAUUGUAAAUGGAAUCAACGUCGCAAAUAAACAACUUAUGAAAUGUG